AUGUCCAAAUCCCUUUCGCACGCCAAGAUCCUCGCCCGGCGCUCCGCCGACCGCGGGUACGCCGAACACGGCGGGUGGCUCAAGUCCUUCCACACCUUCAGCUUCGCCAGCUACUACGACCACAAGUACACCAACUUCGGCUCACUGCGCGUGCUCAACGAAGACCGCGUCGCAGCCCACAAUGGUUUCCCGACCCACCCGCACCGCGACGCCGAGAUCUUCAGCUACAUCCUCUCGGGGGAAUUGACGCACCGGGACUCGAUGGUGCGCAAGGGCGCCGAGGGCACACAGGGAAAGGACUUUUACCGGAUGAAGCGCGGCGACGUGCAGUUUACGACGGGCGGCACGGGGAUCGCGCACUCGGAGCAGAACGAGAGUGACAAGCCCGUGCAUUUCCUGCAGAUUUGGGCGUUGCCGUGGAAGACCGGGUUGAAGCCGCAGUAUCAUACGAAGAGCUUUGAUGAGGAGGCCAAGAGACAGGGGUUCGUUCCCAUCUUGUCGCCGCUCAAGGGUGGUGUUGAUGCUACGCCGAAAGAAGAGGCGGAUGCGGUGCCGAUGAUUGAGGGGACGAUUCCGAUCCAUGCGGACUUUGUCAUGGGGGCGGGGCUUAUUGGGGAGAGGAAGAGGUUUGAGUGGAGGGUUGGGGGUGGUGAGGGCGUGGUUGAGAAGAGGAAGAAGAGGAAUGUGUAUGUGCAUUUGCCCAUGACCAAGGGCGGCAAGGCCAAGAUUCGCCUGGAUCAGAGGGAGGACGCGGUGUUGAGUGAGGGUGAUGGAGCGUUCAUCACGGGGGUCAAUGUUGGCGAUGUCCUUAGUGUUGAGAGUGUCGGGGAUGUCGAGGCCGAGGUUAUUGUUCUCGACAGCGAUUAG
Messenger RNA from Aspergillus calidoustus, 867 nucleotides. The record is from the annotation of a GenBank genome assembly. NCBI's taxonomy places the organism in Eukaryota, Fungi, Ascomycota, Eurotiomycetes, Eurotiales, Aspergillaceae.